GCGCGGAGCGCGGUGCUGGCAGUGCUGAGGGGCGUCAGCGCAGGCGACCGGUCCCGCCUGCUGCACUGGAUGCGAACGACCAACUGAGACCGUAUCGCUUUGGUGGGAUACAGAUAAUCAUGUAUGACUUUGAUGAAUUCAUGUUGAGUAAUAAUGAUGUUGUGCUCAGAAGUAUUGCUGAAGAUCUUCGGAAUUGCUUACCCAUUGAGGCAAUGCUUAACUCGGAACAUCUAGCAAUUAAAAAAAUACUUGAGCAGCCAGAGCCGACAGUUCAUGUUGAUGCAUUCCUUUAUGAUGAUGAUGAUAUUAUUGAUUCAUUGUGUGAGAAGGGAAAAAUGAGUAGAAACUACUGUGUAGUGUGUGGCUCACACAAGACCGCACCUUUAGAGUUUAUUUCUCAUUCCUUUUCCCUCAUGGAACUGAAGUUUCUUUAUCAGUAUGCAUUGCCUGACCUGACAGGAAAGAUUCUGGUUGACGUUGGCUCCAGGCUUGGUGCAGUGCUAUUUGGGGGCUAUCUUUACAGCUCAGCAUCCCAACUAUAUGGAGUGGAAAUGAAUUCAGACUUUUGCCAGUUGCAAGAAAUGAUAAUCACAAAAUACCAAUUUACAGACAGAGUAAAGGUGCUUCAUUCAGACAUCUGUACUCAGGCUUCACUCCUUCAAAAUGCUGAUGUUGUUGUAAUGAAUAAUGUCUUUGAAUAUUUUCUCGACAGACUGGAACAGGCCAGAGCCUGGGAAUUUAUCAGUCAUAAUAUGAGGAAAAAAGGGUCAUUAUUAGUGACAGUCCCAAGCCUUGAAGAAUCUAUCUCAAACCUACAGACGGAUAUACUGCUCAGCCAGUGGGUAGAAGAGAUGAAGUUGGACUAUGAUGUAUACAUGGAAAAGGAUAUUGAUAGAGAAGCACUUGAACAAAUUCAUUUGUACAAGAUUCUCUAGCAUACAGACUGAUUUACUGAUAACAGUAUAAAAUCAUUGACUUCAGAGGGAGCUGUGUGAAAGGACUGUAGGAUUAAGCCCUAUUUCCAAAUAAAUCAUAAAAAAACUUACUGUUUAUUUUAGAAAUUAUACAUAUUCUCAAAAGCUCCCGUUUCAUUAGUGAGAACAUAUUUUGAGAUGUCAAAUUUGCAUUAAAGUUCUCAGUGUGUCAUAGCAGUACAAUAAAUUUUAGCCACUAGGUAUCUCUGUAGCUUCAUUCUGCAUGGAAGUGUUUUGAAAGAAUGGCAGUCUAUGAACACCAGAAGAGUCCAUCUUGUGCACUGUUAAUGGCUGUGAACCUCCCCCAAAUUUUUUUUUUUAAAAUACAUUAACAGAAAAAUAGAGACCCACUAUUAAAUGUGAAUGGUAUUCAUAUAUUUAACACAGCUUUAUUUAAAAGCUUUAAUAUGUUGGGGUUUUAGUACUGACAAACUUACAGUACUGCUAUUAAUAUUCUGCCUAUGGAAUUCCUGAUUUUUUUUUUUUUUUUAAGGUCUGCACAGUAGCUACAGGCAUUGAUGUAGAAAAGAUUAUUGUCUCAAUUUAGAGUAGCAUUGUGACAGUGGCGAUCUCCUUCUAUUCAAUGGUCCCCAGGUUGACUGUUGAUGUAAUUGGGGAUAAAUAAGAAUCCUUCGGAAAUAUCGGUCUAAAUAUAGGAGAAUAAAAAUCUGCUUCACUUCCUUAAUUUUAAUGAGGAUUGUAAGGGGUUAAGAAACUAAAUAUUCUGAGCAAGAGUUAUGGCCUAGCAUAAUCUUUGGUGAUGUAAAACAUUGGCAAUACACAAUAACAGAACCGUACCCAAACCCUCCCAAAGAGAAUGAAACACACACACACACAGAGCUUAUAUUUAGAUUUUCUAUUCCAACUAUAUAAAACUUUCAGUUCAUUGAAAAAUUUUUCAGCCUUAGACAUCACUGAUAAUCAAUAUGUUUUGCAUUUAACUGCAGGAAUUUUUGACUAAGUGCAGUGCCAGUUGGAAGCAAUGUUACUGUAUGUCUAAAAGUUUUCUACACAAGUUAAGUCCUGUGCAAGUAGCAAAACGUUAUACUGGCUACACUUUUUAUUUUUCUAAUAAUUUGCAGCAAAGAAUACCUAUUAAAUGUUGUAAUAAUAUAUAUGGAGGCAAAAAGAUUUAACAGCUAAUUGGGGCCUUAAUAGCACACCAAAUACAUGGAUCUUUAUUAUGUGGGAAGAGCUUUAUUUUUGAGGCCAAGAAGUCAGACUUUUCUCACUUCAUUUUGUUUUUGGAGGGGUUGUAACUUGACUUAUGUUGAGCCUGUACCCAGAGACUUUUGUGGAUGCAUUUUUCAUAAAUUAUAAAAUGAAUAAAGAUGGAAAAUUAUGGUUAAAAA
This is a messenger RNA of Malaclemys terrapin pileata, 2326 nucleotides long. RefSeq lists its product as uncharacterized. Lineage: Eukaryota; Metazoa; Chordata; Testudines; Emydidae. Gene Ontology annotation, molecular function: methyltransferase activity. The record is from RefSeq and is a predicted model, not a curated record. The coding region runs from base 120 to 935 and encodes 271 amino acids. The transcript has 9 exons.